AACAUUUCAGUUCAGCUUCAGACUCCGCGAGAGACGUACGUCUUUAACGUUAGAUCAAAUCUAAAACUUUAUCGAUAUCGAACACGAUACCGGACAUUGACUGAAUUUUUGUUGGAAGUGGUUUUAAAAUUGAAUUGUUAUUGGUGAAUAAGAUGAAGGUUCUUGUUGGCGACAAAGUGUCGUAUGUGGGAGAAGAACCGCGGGUGGAGGAGGAAACGCAGAAAUUGCCCAAGGAAGAAUUAAACAGAGGCUGUCCCCUGGGCGUGUCCCGCGUCACAUCAUCCGUGUUCGUGUGCGGUGCGCACGCGCUGCCCGGCGCGGUGGCGGCGCUGCGGCCCGGGCUCGUGGUGAGCGCGGCACCGGAGCUCCCGCCCUUCGAGGGCGCGCCGCUGCACUGCGUGCCGCUGCUCGACACCCCGCAUUCUGACAUGCACCCGUACAUGGAGAGGGUGGCUGAUCUGAUUAAUGAGGUCGUUUCACGAGGAGAAGUCGUGUUAGUGCACUGCGUCGCUGGCGUGUCCAGAUCUGUCACGCUAUGUCUAGCUUACCUGAUCAAGUGGGAGAAGAUGACACUGCGGGACGCCUACCACCAUAUGAAACUUAGACGACCGCAAAUUCGGCCGAACACCGGAUUCUUCAAACAGCUGAUUAAGUACGAAGAGAGGUUGUUCGGUGUGCCCUCAGUCAAAAUGGUGUACUGCGAAGCCAUCGACAAGGAGAUACCGGACGUAUACGAACCGGACUACAGAGGCAUGAUGUGGUUCCGGAAGAGAUAUGGUCCGAUCGAGAAGUGCUAGUGACUGGACAAGCAUGACUGCGUAUUUAGCAAGAUGCUAGUGGUUUUUCUGCAUCAAAAGUAGAGUUUUAGAGAUCUUUUUUCAAAUAUUCUUUGUUUAUUUACUUCAAAAUUUAAUUUUUUUUUCCGUUCUGAAUCAUUUCAGUAAUUUUCAGUCUUAUAGUAACUAGUAUCUUGUUAAAGUGACUGCAAUGUAGAUCUGAAUAGAGACUCUGAAAUAGAUCGUAUGUAGUGAUACAAGACUGAACGAAUGAAUGCUUUCGGAUGUGCUAGGAGAGGUUUGAAAGACUGGAGGAGUUAUUUCUUAAGAUUUUUUGUCGAUAUAAUGUUAAGUAAUUACGUUAAAAUAAUUAUAUCGUAUAACAAGGGUCUGUAAUUUGGAUUAUAGGUACCAAAUAUUAAUUACUUCACUACUUAUUUUCUGUAUCAUAUUUCAAGUUAGUUCUGUUGAUGUAAAACGAAAAUAUUGUUUUUUUCUUCGGUGUGCGUACCUAAUUCAGUAAACAUUUUUAAAACUAGUUUUGAGUAUUUAUCCAGUACACUUUAAGAACUCACGGGUAGUAGGUACAUAUCUACAAUUACCUAAAUGAUAGCAAUAGUAAAAUUACAAUUGAUGGAACUUAAUUUUUUACGUCUAAUAUACUUUUAAACGGAAUUGUUUUACUCUUCACAUGUGUUAUGAGAGUAAUAUGUAUAAUUAUUUACGCGAAUAACUUGAGCUUUUGAAGUAGGAAGAUAGCAUUCAAAGCAAUGUGAUAUGUAAUUGUUAUGUUAUCUUAGUCAAGUAAGUUAUUUAUUUGUGUUUAAUUUAUUGGGACCAAAAUAAAUAAGUUAUGAAUUUUCA
Messenger RNA from Cydia strobilella, 1640 nucleotides. RefSeq names its product dual specificity protein phosphatase 14. The transcript is spliced from 4 exons. Lineage: Eukaryota; Metazoa; Arthropoda; Insecta; Lepidoptera; Tortricidae. Gene Ontology annotation, biological process: protein dephosphorylation. Gene Ontology annotation, molecular function: protein tyrosine/serine/threonine phosphatase activity. The record is from RefSeq and is a predicted model, not a curated record. Bases 153 to 797 code for a protein of 214 amino acids. Gene Ontology annotation, cellular component: cytoplasm.